Molecule: messenger RNA, 987 nt
Organism: Colletotrichum truncatum
Lineage: Eukaryota; Fungi; Ascomycota; Sordariomycetes; Glomerellales; Glomerellaceae
Source: RefSeq, a predicted model, not a curated record
AUGGAUGAUGACAAUCACAAUACCACAUCCGAUUACAAGGGCAAAGGGAAGGAUGACGCUCCUUCCCCCUUGACGCCUGACCAGGACGAUGGCACCGAGGUUCAAUUUCAACGCCUCCAAGAAGACCAUAGCGCAUCUUCCAAUCGGUCUUUGGCUGCCCGCAUUGCUACUUCAGCAGCCAAUCUGUCUAAGAGCGCCUUAACAAGCCGACCUGACGACUUUCCGGGUAUGACUGUUGAAAAAGCACAAUCAGGGUCCAGCUCCGCCGCCGAUCUCCCCAAAGGACAGACCGCCACCUAUCAUAACGAGAAUGGAACCGGAUCUGGCGCUACGCAGGCAUUUUCUCGACGACAGCAUCUGUCUACAGCUGAAUAUCAAUACACCGAUUUCAAGGAUGUCCAGUCAGAUAUAGACGCCUCAAGUCUGGCUCAACAAUUGGAGGCAGCGCAACUAGAGGCAGAACUAACUAUUCCAGUGGUAUCUCAUCAGCUUAGUGUCACUUCUGCUGUCAGCUCACAGGAAGCUCGAGACGGCCACCAAGUGACAGAUCUUCUGAACAUACCUGGAGUCCCCGGUGACGAGGACAGCGACAAUGGUCUCCAAUUGGACCUAUCCCCUCAAGCAGAGGCUUCAUUAAAAAAGGCGCUAUUCGGGGCCAGUGGGGAAAGAACCACUUCAAACUGGACCACUCUUCUUGACUUUGAGCCCGACUUUUUGCAACAAGACAAUCCUGCUGGAAUCCAGCAGCAUUUGGGUGAUGUCGACCCGCAACACGCGAGGAGCUUAUGGGUUGAUGGCUGGAGUGAGGUGCUCACAAGUUAUACCGACGAUGUUUGGGGCGAUCUCGAUUCCCUUGCCCGAGAGGCACAGAGGGAACUCGCGAAUGCUCAAGGGCAUGCACAAGGUAACCAAGGGCUGAGGGUUGGCGACAUGAAGGCGCUUCAACGACUCAGGCAGAUUUUAGCGCACGUCCGAGGGAGUUGUUGA